Molecule: messenger RNA, 2245 nt
Organism: Numida meleagris (helmeted guineafowl)
Lineage: Eukaryota; Metazoa; Chordata; Aves; Galliformes; Numididae
Gene: SNX33
Product: sorting nexin 33
Exons: 2
Coding region: 54-1718 (554 amino acids)
Biological process (GO): endocytosis; endosomal transport; plasma membrane tubulation
Cellular component (GO): cytoplasmic vesicle; plasma membrane
Molecular function (GO): protein binding; phosphatidylinositol binding
Source: RefSeq, a predicted model, not a curated record
GCACCGCUGCCGCUGCCCCAGCGCUCCGGCGCGGGGAGGCCGUGCCCGCGGCCAUGGCGCUGCGGGGCAGGGCGCUGUACAACUUCCAGAGCGAAAACAAGGAGGAGAUCAGCAUCCAGGAGAACGAGGAGCUCGUGGUGUUCAGCGAGCGCUCGCUGGACGGCUGGCUGCAGGGCCGAAACAGCCGCGGCGAGACCGGCCUCUUCCCGGCCUCCUACGUGGAGAUCGUGCGUCCGCGCUCCGGCUCCGGGCACACCGAGGGCUCGGGCAGCCCCGCCGGCUCGCCCGGCCACCUGCACGGCUUCUGCGCGGCGCCCGCCGGCCUCUCGUCCCAAGGCAGCUUCGAGGAUGACGACGACGACGAUUGGGAUGACUGGGACGACUCUUGCACGGUGGUGGAGGAGCCCCGCGGCGCGGCCGGCACCAACGGGCACCCGGCAUCGGGGCUGGAGCCCUACGGAACGCCGCGCGCCAAGCCGGCGCUGGAGAGGCAGGACAGCGUGGGCUCCUCCAAGAGGGGCAGCGUGGUGGGGAGGAACCUCAACCGCUUCUCCUGCUUCGUGCGCUCGGGCGUGGAGGCCUUCAUCCUGGGCGACGUGCCCCUCAUGUCCAAAAUCGCCGAGGCCUACGGCAUCGAGAUGGGUUCCAAGGGCCCGCAGUGGCGGGCCAACCCGCACCCCUUCAUCUGCUCCGUGGAGGACCCCACCAAGCAGACCAAGUUCAAGGGCAUCAAGAGCUACAUCUCCUACAAGCUGACCCCCAGCAACUUCAACUCGCCCGUGUACCGGCGCUACAAGCACUUUGACUGGCUCUACAACCGCCUGCUGCACAAGUUCACCGUCAUCUCGGUGCCCCACCUGCCCGAGAAGCAGGCCACCGGGCGCUUCGAGGAGGACUUCAUCGAGAAGCGCAAGCGGCGCCUGAUCCUGUGGAUGGAGCACAUGACGAGCCACCCCGUCCUGUCGCAGUACGAGGGCUUCCAGCACUUCCUCCGCUGCCGCGACGAGAAGCAGUGGAAGCUGGGCAAGCGGCGGGCGGAGAAGGACGAGAUGGUGGGCGCCAGCUUCCUGCUCACCAUCCAGAUCCCCACCGAGCACCAGGACCUGCAGGACGUGGAGGACCGCGUGGACGCCUUCAAGGCCUUCAGCAAGAAGAUGGACGACAGCGUCCUGCAGCUGACCAACGUGGCCUCCGAGCUGGUGCGCAAGCACGUGGGGGGGUUCCGCAAGGAGUUCCAGAAGCUGGGCAACGCCUUCCAAGCCAUCAGCUACUCCUUCCAGAUGGACCCCCCCUACAGCUUUGACGCCCUCAACAACGCCAUCUCCCACACGGGCAAGACGUACGAGGCUGUGGGGGAGAUGUUUGCCGAGCAGCCCAAGAACGACCUCUUCCUCAUGCUGGACACUCUCUCUUUGUACCAGGGGCUCCUCUCCAACUUCCCAGACAUCAUCCACCUCCAGAAAGGAGCCUUCGCGAAGGUGAAGGAGAGCCAGCGGAUGAGCGACGAGGGCCGGAUGGACCAGGAGGAGGCGGACGGGAUUCGCAAGCGCUGCCGCGUGGUGGGCUUCGCCCUGCAAGCUGAGAUGAACCACUUCCACGAGCGGCGCGUGGCCGACUUCAAGAGGAUGAUGCAGUCCUACCUGAAGCAGCAGAUCAUCUUCUACCAGCGCGUCAGCCAGCAGCUGGAGAAGACGCUGCGCAUGUAUGACAACCUCUAACGCAUCGCGCCGCUUCCAGCCACGGCCUCGCAGAGCAUCUCUGCUUGGGGGGGGGGCUGAGAACGGGUGGGAACUCACGACGCUAGUGACCAAAUAGCAUUGGGCUUUCCUCCAGCCUGGCUGCAGGACCGUGGCGGGGACGCGGGUGUUCCCGUGGGACAGACGGACGUGCGUGCCGGUGCCACGGCCCGGUGAUUUUUAGCUUUCUGAGAACCCGUCCUGGCGGAGCACUGCGGCUGGCUGGGAGGAGAAAUCAAAGCGGUCGACAUUUUGCACACUGAAAGUUUUUCUGAUGGAGAAAAAAAAAAAAAAAAAAAAAAAAAAAGGAAAGAUCUUUUUUUGGAAGAUAUUUUUUUUUUUUUUUUCUUUGGGUGUCACGAGAUAUUUCCAAUAUUUUCCACUUUUCGCAAACGUUUCUGCAGCAUUUUUACCAGUUUUUAAAUAGACGCAGGCGAACGGAAAUCUCUUUUCUCAAGCACCGCUGUUGACUGGAAAAAGGGAUAUAAAAAACAAAAACAAAAAACCAA